GGAAAUUAUUACUAGGCUGCGCAUGGACUCAGGCACUCUUGUUAUAUCCAUGUUGCUUAGUGCGCAGGUUUCAGAGCAAUGGCUGACCUAGGGCUAGAAGGAGCUUCAGAAAACUUUAAACUUUCUAACAGGGCGACGAAAUUUGAAGCCGAAACCAAAGUAGAUGCCGCGGAUAACCCUUCUGCUGAUAUUGGCUUCUUGUUGAGUAGAAUUCCGUUGUUUGAUGGGAGUGGAUACGAGAUAUGGAGCAUCAUGAUGAAGACUAUGUUUAUAUCCCAAGAUCUUUGGGAUUUAGUGGAAGGAGGUUAUACUGAAAAAGAGCUUACUUUUGAAGAGUCAUUAUAUGUUCGAAAAAAGGAUGCCAGAACGUUGUUUUUUAUUCAGCAAGCUAUAGACAAAUCUGUCUUCUUCUGCAUAGCUAAAUCCAGAACUUCUAAAGAAGCUUGGGAUGCGCUGCAAAAUAAGUACCAAGGUGAUCAAGAGGAACAAAUAUCAUGGAAGCUGGAUGAUGAAUCGGUUUGUUCUUUCCCUGCUUAUGCAAAUGAAUCAGAAGAAGCUUCUUGGGAUGCACUAGAGCAGGGGUAUCAGUUUUAUGGAAAGGCCAUGGAGGCAAAUAGAACUAGCGAAGAGUUGGGAGAUUUCAACAAUAAUUUUUUCUCUCAAGGGUGGUGCAAUGGGGAUUUCUCUGGUGCAUGCAGAGAUGAUAUUAGUCUCUCUGGAGAUGGAAUCGGGAAAGACUUGGGAGACUCUAACGACAAUUCUGUCUCUAAUCUCUCUGGAGAUGGAAUCAAAAAAGACUUGGGAGACUCUAACAACAAUUCUGUCUCUAAGAAAGGAUCUAGAGAAAAUUCCUCACGUAAAGGUCGUGGAUGUAAAAAUAGUGGAAGCGAUAAUAGCAAUGGUCACGGCCGAGAUACUAAACACCUUAACAACCCAAAAAGCUGUCGGGCUGUAGAUAGUAAUAAACCCAUUAACCCCAACCAUGGAAGUCGCAGAGGUGGAGGUCGUAGAGGUAUAAACCGCAAAGGCUUAAAUGAUGGAUGCCUAAAUGACAAUCAUUCUGAGUGUGGUGAUAGCAAUGAUCCAAAAAUCGAAUUGAUUUCUUCAAGCGCUGGUAAUGCAAUCAAACUGAAUGAAGCUCAGGGUGAAGAAGAACAGGAUUUCAAUUCAAUGGCACAUGUGCAGCUUCAGUCUCAAGACGGGAGAACCAGUGACGGAGGGAACCAGUCCCGGAAAGCUCAGAAGAAUGGCAAGAAAGUGAAUGCUAAAUCUUGUGCCAGCAAGCAAGAAAGAGCUUUGGCAGGAGAAAAGAAAGAGGUCAGCCCCAAUAAGGUUUUUGUGGGGAACUUAUCGGAAUCCACUACUGCAGAGGAUCUCAGGAAAGUCUUUGGUUGUUUUGGUGGAACGAUCUCUAGUGUUAUUGUUCCCAAAGAUGGAGAUGGAAAAUCAAAGUGUUUCGGAUUUGUCCACUUUAAGGAUGCCGAUGACGCGGCUUGGUCAGUGCAAGUGCUUAAUGGCCACCAAUUCGAUAACAAAAAGUGGAAGGUGACAACAGCUUAUAAGAGCAAAUCUGCUGGAAGGGCUCAUAGGAAGAAACCCGCCGAUGAACCGGCUCUUUCUUGCACUGAUAGUAGUGGUACUAAAUCAGAAAUUUCUGUGGAUGAAUCACUUCAAUCUCCCACUGCCAAAGCUACUAAAUCAAAAAGAGCUGGGAAAGCUGUUAAAAAGGAGUGCACAACAAAGAUUGGUGCUGCAACGGUAGAAUGUCCUUGAUACGAGUAAAAAUUUUGAAACUUGAAAUUCGGCUCGCAUGUUUCAACACCCAGCAGACACUAAUAUUUCGUAAUGAGUGUGUAUAUAUAUACACUCCGUAUAUUAUUUUUAUUAUAUACGUAGUUUAUCA
This is a messenger RNA of Cuscuta europaea, 1903 nucleotides long. The record is from the annotation of a GenBank genome assembly. NCBI's taxonomy places the organism in Eukaryota, Viridiplantae, Streptophyta, Magnoliopsida, Solanales, Convolvulaceae.